Molecule: messenger RNA, 2794 nt
Organism: Melanotaenia boesemani (Boeseman's rainbowfish)
Lineage: Eukaryota; Metazoa; Chordata; Actinopteri; Atheriniformes; Melanotaeniidae
Product: pre-mRNA-splicing factor ATP-dependent RNA helicase DHX15
Exons: 14
Coding region: 119-2407 (762 amino acids)
Cellular component (GO): spliceosomal complex; intracellular anatomical structure
Molecular function (GO): RNA helicase activity; ATP binding; RNA binding
Source: RefSeq, a predicted model, not a curated record
AAAGGGAAACAGAAGAAGAGUCGCUGUCCAGGAAUCAGGAAGCCGACUUAGUUGCAUUUUACUCAAUAGGACAUUAUUCGUGUCAAUUAAAUAAAGAUUAGCCUAAAAAUUCUCUAAAAUGUCCAAAAGGCAUCGUCUCGAUUUGGGCGAUGACUACUCUUCCAGUAAGAAGAGGUCCGAUGGGAGAGACAGGGACCGUGACAGAGACCGUGAGGACCGUUCCAGGGACCGGGAUCGUGACAGGGAUCGUGAUAGGGACAGAGAACGGGAAAGAGACUUGAAGCCUUCUGCCACCCCCGCCAACAGCACAGCACCUGUGCCAGGCGUACCACCUUUGAAGCAGAUGGCUGUGCACCAGCAGAUCAAUCCUUUCACCAACCUGCCGCACACACCACGCUACUAUGAGAUCCUGAAGAAGAGGUUACAACUUCCAGUGUGGGAGUACAAGGAAAGCUUCACUGAUAUCAUCACACGUCAGCAGAGCUUUGUCCUUGUCGGAGAGACUGGUUCAGGGAAGACAACCCAGAUCCCACAGUGGUGUGUGGACAUGGUGAGGGGUUUGCCUGGUCCUAAGAGGGCAGUAGCUUGUACUCAGCCAAGGAGAGUAGCUGCCAUGAGUGUGGCUCAAAGGGUGGCCGAUGAAAUGGAUGUCAUGCUUGGACAGGAAGUUGGCUACUCAAUCAGAUUUGAGGACUGUAGCUCCGCCAAGACUAUUCUGAAGUACAUGACAGAUGGUAUGUUAUUGAGAGAGGCCAUGAAUGACCCGCUGUUGGAGCGUUAUGGUGUGAUAAUUCUGGACGAGGCACACGAGCGAACUCUUGCCACUGAUAUCCUGAUGGGAGUGCUUAAGGAAGUGGUCCGUCAAAGACCAGAUCUGAAGGUGAUUGUCAUGAGUGCCACACUGGAUGCUGGGAAGUUCCAGGUGUACUUUGACAACUGUCCUCUGCUGACUAUUCCUGGACGCACACAUCCUGUAGAGAUCUUUUACACCCCUGAACCAGAGCGGGACUAUCUUGAGGCGGCAAUCCGCACUGUCAUCCAGAUUCACAUGUGUGAAGAGGAUGAAGGUGACUGCCUUCUGUUCCUCACAGGCCAAGAGGAAAUCGAUGAGGCCUGCAAGCGGAUCAAGCGUGAGGUUGAUGACCUUGGCCCUGAAGUCGGAGACAUUAAAAUCAUUCCACUGUAUUCCACUUUGCCCCCACAGCAGCAGCAAAGGAUCUUUGAGCCACCUCCUCCAAGAAAGCCCAAUGGUGCAAUAGGAAGAAAGGUUGUGGUGUCAACAAACAUUGCUGAGACUUCUCUAACAAUUGAUGGUGUGGUUUUUGUCAUUGAUCCAGGCUUUGCCAAACAAAAGGUGUACAAUCCCCGAAUCAGAGUUGAGUCUUUGCUGGUCACAGCCAUCAGUAAAGCUUCUGCCCAGCAGAGGGCUGGACGAGCUGGCAGAACACGUCCAGGGAAGUGUUUUCGCCUCUACACAGAGAAGGCCUACAAAACAGAGAUGCAGGAUAACACAUACCCUGAGAUUCUUCGGUCCAAUUUGGGAUCUGUAGUGCUGCAGCUGAAAAAACUAGGUAUCGAUGACCUUGUGCACUUUGACUUUAUGGAUCCACCAGCUCCAGAGACGCUAAUGAGGGCACUUGAGUUGCUCAACUAUCUGGCAGCCCUCAACGAUGAUGGUGACCUGACAGAGCUGGGCUCCAUGAUGGCAGAAUUUCCUCUGGAUCCUCAGUUGGCAAAGAUGGUCAUUGCAAGCUGCGAGUUUAACUGCUCCAAUGAGAUCCUCUCCAUUACUGCCAUGUUGUCAGUCCCACAGUGUUUUGUCCGUCCCACGGAGGCUAAGAAGGCAGCAGACGAGUCCAAGAUGAGGUUUGCUCACAUUGAUGGAGACCACUUGACGCUGCUCAACGUCUACCAUGCCUUCAAACAAAACCACGAAUCUAAUCAGUGGUGCUACGACAACUUUGUGAACUACCGCUCGCUGAUGUCUGCUGACAAUGUGCGUCAGCAGCUGUCCAGGAUCAUGGACCGCUUCAACCUGCCUCGGCGGAGUACAGAGUUCACUAGUAGAGAUUACUACAUCAACAUCCGACGAGCGCUCUGCACUGGCUUUUUCAUGCAGGUGGCUCAUUUGGAACGCACUGGCCAUUACCUCACAGUCAAAGACAACCAAGUGGUCCAGCUGCACCCAUCUACAGUCCUGGACCACAAACCUGAGUGGGUGCUCUACAAUGAAUUUGUUCUCACCACCAAGAACUACAUUCGCACUUGUACAGACAUCAAGCCAGAGUGGCUGGUGAAGAUUGCACCCCAGUACUAUGAAAUGAGUAACUUCCCACAAUGUGAAGCUAAAAGACAGCUGGAGCGAAUUGUUGCCAAACUAGAGAGCAAAGAGUAUUCUCAGUACUGAACAAUAGACAAGAAGUGUCCUGGAAAACAACUGCAUACUCUAGUUUUAGAUCUUUCUGUAUCAUUGUAUCUUAAUGUUAACAAUGGGCUUUUUGAUUUUUAUAUUUUGUUUGCUUUUUUUUUCCUUUUCCCAUCAAUGUCAAUUCUGUAAGUAGAUGUAUUGUCUGAUGAAAUAUCAGCAGCAAUUAGACCUGGCUAUAAAGGUUUUCAAAAGGAAUAUCAAGAACAUGUUAAAUGGAUGUGGUUCAAUUUCCUUUAGGAAACUGUGGAGCCAUAACAAAUAUUUGUGCUUGCUUUGUUUCUUUAAUAAAGGAGCUUUGAAUUCUUUUCAGUGUAUAAAUUGAUUAGUGAAGCCUGUCAUUUGAAAUAAAAAAAGGUGUAAAUUUGA